GUUUUCACCGUUGGCCGCUCGCCCCGUAAACAGAGUCACGUGAUAACAAGAGGGGCUCGAAGCUGCCUUUGAAGUCACCGCAUUUUAUAAAUUAACACCGCUCUCUUUUCGCAAAUGCUGCCGGAUCCCGCUGGGUUCCUCCAACAAUUUCUGCUUUUGUUCAGAUUUCCAUUAUCCGCAGUUCUUUGUUUUACCUUUUUCUUGUUUUCUGUGCAGGAAGAGGCCGUUGGUCCUCAAUGCCAUUUUAUCAUGACUGAAACCAUGGCAACUGAUGACAACUGGUUGCAGGAAGAGGAGCACCUGUACAGAGUCUUCAAAAGGAAUGGAUACCCGAAAAGCAGAAUCGGCUGUUACCUCCGAGACAGAUCAAAACAGGAAGACACAACACGACCAGACUCACUAUUCACCCUACAAUACAUCAAGGACAUUUCAGAGAUGACCACAAGACUUCUCAGAUCCCUAGGUAUCAGGGUUGCCCACAAACCAACAACCACCCUACGACUGCUACUGACGAACAUAAAGGAUCCCAUACCCAAAACUGGUGUAAUAUACGAAAUACCAUGCAAGGACUGUGAGAAACACUAUAUAGGCCAAACUGGAAGAAAACUGACAACACUGAUACACAAACACCAACUAGCCACCAAGAGGCAUGACCAAUUCUCACUUGUCUGGCUAAACAUGGACAAAGAGGGGCACGAAUUUGACUUGGACAACACAUCCAUUAUCGCAAAGCCAAACAGAGACCGGAAAUUCUUGGAGCUUGGUAUUCUAAUCAGAACUCCGUCAACAACCACAUUGAAUUAGACCCUGUGUACAAACCACUGAGAAACAGAACCAGAAGUGAUACCAAACACUCCAAUAAACUGAGGCCUAUAAAUGACAAGCAGGACAAAACACGAACGCUUCACCGGAGAUGCACUGACGGUGUUACCUAGCAGGGUAACUAAAUGUUUGCAACCAAACCCACCAGCUCGUCGAGCAUGUCUGUGACCUUACCAACAACCCGAGCCACAAAUCUUCUUGAAAAUUUUAUACCUUAAAAGAGAAGUUUAAGAUGAAAUUAGACAUAAAGAGAAAACAAAUCUAGAAAAAUGCAAACUUAGGUUCCCACUGUUCGGUGCCGCAAAGAACAAGACCUGACCAUUUUUAGCUAUGCCCCAUAUUCCUACUGGGUAUUUGGUGCACCUAAUUUCAUAGACUAAGAAUGGGAAACAAUGCCCUUUAAUUUGGGAAGCUACGAAAUUAAGAAAUGGCAGAUUAAAGUACUGGUGACUGAAAUACUUGUAGAGACAGUGGAUUUUGGUUUUAUUUGCCAAGAUUAAAGUGAGACUUAAACAUUUAAUCAAGAUCCUGACAAAUAGCAUGUCCAGUUAAUGGUUGUAACAAGAGAAUGUGCGGUGAUUGAGGAACUCCAAUAUCAAUCAAUAACAGUGGCUUAGUGGUAUGAAUACUGACCAAAUUAGUAAAGACACAGAGAACAUAGCUGAUGGCCUGCAACAGGUGGCGGAUGAAUCAACAAAAGGGAAGGGCCUAUUUUGCAUCAUCCUCGUUGAUCUCUGGUAGAACUAUAAUGUAACAUUUUCUUCAUUUCUCUGUUCUGUAACAAAGGAUUGCACCUACCUUCUCUGUACCUAAGAUGGUGCUGUAAGUGGUGACUUAUAAACGUUUCACUUUACUCAUUUGAGUAUAUGUGACAAUAAAGCUAAUUCAGUUUAAUCAUCUACACAUUGCAGGUUCAUUUGUCAUGACUGUAUGAUAGGAGUUCCAUGACAUGGUCCUUCUGGAGAUAAUAUUCCAUGUUCAUUUUGAGAAUACUGUCCAUUAUGCUGAAUGACAUUAGCACUAUGCUAAACUGAAUAGAUUCCUAGAAACUGAAAGCUGGGCAUCCAUGAGUCACUAUUAUCAGGAGCAGAAUUACAUCAACCGCAGUCUGCAGUUUCAUGGUCUGCAUUCCCCUCUCUCCAGUAUUCCUAUCAAGCCAGAGGAUUAACUCUCAUUUGACGAAGAGUGCAAAGAGCCUAUGACAUGCAGCAUCUGAAAAUGAAGGUUGAAACUGGUCUACUUGCACACCUAACAAUAGAAGCAGCAUGCAAUAAACAGAGCUAAUUUGGUUAAAUCCAGUUGUGAAUAGUGGUGGACAAUUAAACAUGUUGCCUGAAGAGGAGGCUUCACAGACAUUCUCUCUUCAUUGAUGGGGGAGUCCAACACGCAUUAUAAAAUGUAAGGCUGCAGCGUUUGCUACUAACAUCAGCAAGAAGUGCUAGUGGAUGAUCCAUCUUGGCCUCUUCAUGUGGCUUCCACUGUCACAAGUGCUCGUGUUUAAAUAAUCCAAUUCAUUCCACAUGAUAUCAUGAAAUGGCUGAAGGCAUUGGGGGAAUGUUGUCAGGCCUAUGGGCCCAAUAAAAUUCCAGCAGCAGUACCGAAGACUUGGUUCCACAACCGGCUACUUCCUUGCCAAACAAUCUUAGACAACUACCACACUGGCAUCGACUUGACAAUGUGAAAAUUAUCUACUCAUUUCAGUCCACAAAAAGCAGGACAAAUUUAACCCAGCAAAUUGCCAUUGUUGUCUAUGCUGAAUCAACAAUAUUGAAUGUUGUUGAAUGAAUGAAUUAUUAUAUUGUCACAUAUAUUUAGGAAGAUACCGUGAGGCUCGAGCCUCUCUGUUACCAUUGGGUAAAAAUACCAAAUAAUUUAAAACUUUUACAAUGAUACGGAGGAGUGUGCCCUCUGGUGGUGAGGAAACUAUCACUGGUUGCAGGAAGAUAAUUCAACCCUUUCACAACCUUUUUUGAUAUCAAGAGGAAUGUGUGCUGUUUUAAGUGAGUUGAGUUUCAUCAGUGUGGAUCCAGACUUAUAAGUUUUACCACAUGUACUUGCCAAUAAAGAGCUGUGACCCCAAACCUCUGAAUUGUUGUUGGAUCACUGGUUUUCAAACAACAUGCAUACACCCACCUGACUGGCUCUUAACAUGUGUGCACAUACAUGGAUUUUUUUUGGAGAUCAUGGGAACUGCAGAUGCUGGAGAAUCCAAGAUAAUAAAGUGUAAAGCUGGAUGAACACAGCAGGCCAAGCAGCAUCUCAGGAGCACAAAAGCUGACGUUUUGGGCCAAGACCCUUCAUCAGAGGGCUUUCAGAAAAUUGACUGUGAAAAUGAUGCAACCUCACAUAGCCAGAUGGUAAUAAGUCUUGUGGAAAAUAAUGUUGCUUCAUGUUUUACAUUGUGUCAUAUACCGAACAUAAUGUGAUCCUGUCCAUGGCAUUACCUCUCCUUUGUGCAGCUGUAAAGUAAGUUAAUGUAUUCACAUAAAUACACAUGCAUUUUAAAUCCUAACGCCUGUUGAUAGUGAAGCUGAGUUCCUGUGAUUCAACCUUACAAUUAGCUGUGACAAGAACAUGUUGAGAAAUGCCUAAGCAUUUUCCAUAGAAUUUAUGUGUGCAAAAUAAAAUAGACAUGGUCCAAACAAGGACAAAAGAGCUGAACUUGAAGUGGAGUGGGUACCACUGUUCUUGACAUCAAGGUAGUAUUUGAUCAAGUAUAGCAUCAAGAGCCUGAUACCAACUAGAGUCAAUCGAUAAUUGGGAGAAAACACUCCAGUGUUUGGAAUUCUGUCCUUCAAUGUCAUCAAAACAAAAGAGCUGGUCAUUGACUUCAGGAAGCAGAGAGGAGAACAUGCCCCUGUCUGUAUCGUUGGUACUGACGUGGAGGUGUCAAGAGCUUCAAGUUCUUAGGAGUAAAUAUCACCAACAAUCUGUACUGGUCCAUCCAUGUCGCGACUACAAUCAAGAAAGCACCAACUUCCUUCUACUUCCUCAGAUGGCUAAGAAAAUUUGGCAUGUCCACAAUGAUUCUUAUCAUUUUUUUAUAGAUACAUGAUCGAGACUAUCUGAACUGAAUGCAUCACAGUUUCAUAUGGCAACUGCUCUACUCAAGAAGUUACAGGGAGUUGUGAAUAUAGCUCUGUCCAUCACAGAAGACAGCCUUCCUUCCAUUGAGUUCUGGGAAGGGUCACCGGACCUGAAAAAUUAACUCUGUUAUUUUCCUUUACAGAUGCUGUCAGACCUGCUGAACAUUUUCCAGCAACUUUGUUUUUCUUCCUUCCAUUGACUCCAUCUUUACUUCUCACUGCCUUGGGAAAGCAGUCAACAUAAUCAAAGCCCCUCCCACCCCGGUUGUACUCUCUUCCAUUCUUUUCCAUCAGGCAGAACAUUAACAAUUUUGAAAACACAUGCCAAGAGAUUCAAAAACAGCCCCUCUCCAUAGUUGUCUGAUUUAUGAAUGGACUUCUCAUAUAUUAGAGUUGAUCUUUCUCUGCACUUUUUCUGUAGCUAUACUGCUAUAUUCUGCAUUCUGUUCUAUCAUACUGAUGUACUAUGUAAGGUAUGACUUGUCUAGUAAGCACCCAAAACAAUUCUUCUGACUGUAUCUUGGUAAAGGUGACAAUAAUAAAUCAAAUCAAAUCACACCUAGCACAGAGGAAGAUAGUUAUAGUUGUUGGAAGUCAAUUAUCUCAAUCUCAUGACAUCACUGCAGGAGUUCCUCUGGAUAGCACCCUAGGCAUGAACAUCUUCAGUGAUGACCGUCCUUCCAUUAUAGGAUCAAAAGUGCAGAUGUUCACUGAUGAUUAUACAAUGUUUAGCACUAUUUAAGCAAGUGAGCAAAAACUUCGCAGAUGGAAUAUAAUGUGAGAAACUAUGAGUUUAUGCACUUUAGCAGGAAGAAAAGCGAAGCUGAAUAUCACUUUAUUGGAGAAAGACUACAGAGAACUACAACACAGAGAGAUUUAGGAGUUAAGCAUAAAUCAUGAAAAGCUAGUAGACAAGUUCUUCAGGCAGCAUGGAAGGCAAUGGAAGGUUGCCUUUAAUUCUAAGGAAAAGGAAUGUAAUUGAAGGAGAGGCGAUGGCCUAGUGGUAUUAUUGCUGGGCUGUUAAUCCAGAGACCCAGAUAACAUUCUAGGGA
This is a messenger RNA of Stegostoma tigrinum, 4960 nucleotides long. RefSeq lists its product as uncharacterized. The transcript has 2 exons. Lineage: Eukaryota; Metazoa; Chordata; Chondrichthyes; Orectolobiformes; Stegostomatidae. The coding region runs from base 115 to 804 and encodes 229 amino acids. The record is from RefSeq and is a predicted model, not a curated record.